Messenger RNA from Saccostrea cuccullata (small rock oyster), 6546 nucleotides. RefSeq names its product structural maintenance of chromosomes flexible hinge domain-containing protein 1-like. Gene Ontology annotation, biological process: double-strand break repair; chromosome organization. NCBI's taxonomy places the organism in Eukaryota, Metazoa, Mollusca, Bivalvia, Ostreida, Ostreidae. Gene Ontology annotation, cellular component: chromosome. Bases 19 to 6036 code for a protein of 2005 amino acids. Gene Ontology annotation, molecular function: protein binding; ATP binding. The transcript has 49 exons. The record is from RefSeq and is a predicted model, not a curated record.
CCCGCGUUUAACUCAAACAUGGCGACGAACAGACGAGGCAAGGAGGCAGAGACGCCUAUGGAGGAUGAUGAUGCAUUUGUUUACGUGUUUGACAGAAGAGAUAAAGAUGCACCUGAUGUUAAAAUACCUACAGGAGGCUUAUUUACCUUUGAAGAUUUCAAAGAAAGGGUUAGAGAGGCUUUGCAGAUCAAGAAGAAAGAUAACUUUGUUAUUGCCACAACAAACAGAGAGGAAAUUAAAGAUGAUGAAACUUGGGAUGAUAUAGAUAAUGGAGACACUCUCUAUGUCCUAAAGAAAAUUAACCAAGAGCUGUGUGCCCCAGCAAAUGAAAGAGUUAAUUUUGUGCCACAUUAUGACACCAUCGUGAAGGGAGGACUUUAUGAAUACUAUGCAUCAGAAGGACAGAAUCCACUACCAUAUGCCUUUGCUGAGUUGAUUGAUAAUGCAUUAUCAGCAACCGCAGAAAAUACUGGACCAAGAAACAUUGACAUUUUAUUGCAUUUUGAUGAUGGGAAGCCAUCAAAUAAUGCCAUAUUUAUAAUCGAUAACGGAAAAGGGAUGACACCAAGACAGCUGAACAACUGGGCUAUUUAUCGACUCUCUAAAUUCAAACGCAAAGAUAAAAGAGGGAAAGUGAGCUUUAUUGAGGGGGAGGAUGAUGAUGAGGAAGUAGAACAGAAACAGGCUCCCCUGUGUCUGAACAGUGACAUCUCGUACUUUGGUGUGGGAGGAAAGCAGGCUGUUUUCUUCAUAGGAAAUUCCACAAGGAUGAUGACAAAGGCUAUGGAUUCUCAAGAUAUUCAUGAGCUGACAAUGUCGAAGGAGGAGUUCAAACAGAAAGAGAUCAACAAAGAGUCUGUGUACAGUGGCUUCAUCAGGAAUAGAAAGGUAGGGGACUCAUCUCACAUACCAUCAGAAAAUGAAAUCCUGCAGAACAUCAUUAAAGAAGAAAAGAAAAAACAGAGUUUUACUGUUGUUGAAAUAGGUGGUAUCAACCCAAGUCAUGUUUUGUAUCUCAGACAUCAUAUUGCUGACUGGACAAGACAACUUGCGCAUAUUUACCAUUACUACAUCCAUGGUCCUGAGGGAAAUCGUGAUCUAGAGGAUGACAUGGACAGACCCAACACUCCCUUCAACAUCAUCAAUAUCAGGGUAAAGCUGAAUGUAAAAGGAAAGCCAGCAACAGAAAUCAACUUGCGAGACAUACACGAUGACAUGCAAUCUCUGUACGUCAGAAACUCAGCCAGUCAGUUCUUCUUUAAGGCCACAACAGAGGGAGAGGGGGUCGUAGAGGGAAUUAUCCGCUAUCAUCCAUUUCUGUAUGACAGCGAAACAUAUCCGUCAGAUGUGAACGAUCCAAGAGAGAGAAGCAGGCUGCUGUCAGCAAAGCAUGACCAGCAAGGGGGAUUGGCAUUUGAUUGGUGUUCUGAACCAAAGAAGAGCCGGACCAUUGCAGCAGAAUGCUGGAAUAGAAUAUCAGGUGUGCUGUUCACAAAUGACCAUUUCCAGGUCAGCACCAAUAAGCUGACCUUUCUUGACCUGGAGAUGAGAUUACGAGAUAAAAGCUCUAUAUUCAGUAGAGUAGUAAAUGGACAGGAAAAGCGUACAUCAAUUGAGAGGGAGUUCUUAAACUGGUUAAAAGACUGUCAUGAACAGUACGACAAACAGAUCCACUUUACUGGGUAUGCAGGUCAAGUGGUGAGAACAGACCUUCCCAAGCAGAGGCAAACCCCAUGGAGCCGGUAUAAAAGUGUGGUGUGGGACAACAAGACAUUCAAAGUGGGGCAGAUGGUGAAGAUACUGAGAACUACCCCUGUACUGCUGGGCACCAUUAAGAAUUUCUAUCUCUAUGGAGAGCAUGAAGAGGACACUUUUGCUACAGGUGGUGAGAUUGAGAUCCAGCAGGAGCCACAGUCUCUGUAUAAUGAGGUCAGGGUGGUGCCACUGUCUAGACUGGACAGACUGUGUGGUCCCGCCUCCGUCAAACGAUACUUAGAGGAGGAGGAGUCCAAAUUGCCUGAAUCAUUGAUUGUUACCUGGCCUGAAGGUGAUAUCGUCAAACCAAAUGAAAAAAGACCAGCAGGAAAAACCAUUGGUGCCAUAAAAAUAGAAAUCGAAAACAGAAAAGGAGAAAAAAUACAAAAACUGCCAGGAACCACUGCUCAUGCUUCCCAGAAGAAGCUGCUCGUGGAAUUAAAAGUUGUAUGGCAUAGUCCCAAUGGAGAUCAAACCAUUGUAUCACACAUCAGUCAGCAUGGCAAGACGUGGCCCUACUGGUUCAGGAAAAUGGAGAACAUCCACAACUUGGGUCCCCACACUCUGCAGCUACAGGUUGUGUUAAAUGAGAGUGGAUCUACCAUUUAUGCAGGGAAGAGUCUCCCCUCUCAUCACAUCAAAUUCACAGUCACUGAGGGAGAGCCAGAAAAGUUUACCAUGGGGAUGUUGGAGGGUCCCUUCAGAAUUGGACAGCCAUUCCAGAUACCACUUGUGUUCCGAGAUGCAUUCAACAACAUCACCAAACCACUCCAGUCAUCUACACCAACCAUUCAGGCCAGGGAUCUUGACAUUUCUUAUGAGAAAACUGUAGUUAAAGGAAGCAGCCUGAUCUUGUCAGGAAUUGUAGCAAAAGGUGUCAUCAGUGAGAAACACACAGGGAGCUAUGGAGUUACUAUUACAGUCCCAGGACUAAGAGAAGAUGCACAAGCUCUGAAAAUCAGAAUGUUGCCAGGACCGCCCAAGGUUUUGAAUGUGAAACCAGAGGAGAAAAUCACUAUAGAGAAUGGUACAGCCCCGGUGUUCAGGGUGGAAGUGUUGGACUUGUCUGGCAAUAUUACCACAGACAAAAAUCUCACAGUUACCUGUAAGUUUACUGGUACUCCUACUUCCCCCACCUACUCCCUGGACUGCUCUGCUGCGGGGUGUGGGAACAUCACAGGGGAACCCAUUCUCCUCAAAAAGGUCAAAGACAAGCAGGAGCUAACAGCAAAGUUUGAAGUUACUAAUAAGAAGGACAUACCUGCUGUUGAGCGAUCAGUACUUGUCACUCCCAGUAACUCAAUAUCCCACAUCGAGAUUAAACAGGAAGAGAACAAGAAAAAGAGGAUGCUGAAACAAGGAGAGAGCAUCAUGGGAAUAGCAGGGGAAUCCAUCACAGGAUUGACUUUCGUGUUAUAUGAUGAGGCUGGCAGGACUGUCACUGUAGAUGACAAAAUUCUCCCCAAGAUUAAGAUAAACUGGACACCCAAAUUAAACCAGGAGAUGAUCAUGUCUGGGAAUCUGCCCCCAAUCAAAGUCCCGUCCUCUGUCACAGAUUUGAAAUAUUGCCAGGUGGCCAUUCAUGACAAAUCUAAUGUAGAGUUCAGCUUCACCGUCAAUGCUCUGCCUGCCGAGCCAAACCAGAUCAAAUGUAAAUGUCAGGGACCCGCUGCAGUACAAAUAGGGGAGAUGUUGAAACAUGAAAUACAGAUCACCGUCAAGGACAAGUUUGGAAAUGAAAUUACAGAUCUUCCAAAGAACUCUGCACAUGAAUUCCAAGUGACAGGGGAUGGCUUACAAGAACAGUUAGUCAAAGUGACUUCUAAUAAGAAUGGGUUUGCGAUCAACAAUGUACAGUUUGAGGGAGGGAAGAUAGGCACGAAGGACCUGAAGGUGACCUGGCGGGAUCUGAGGGACUUUGUCAGGAUUGAGAUGGUAGCUGGUCCCCCUGAGGCACUUAGUCUGCCCGGCUGGGACUGUGAGGAGACCCUGACAGUACUGAAUGAGAGUAAACUCCCUAGAUCUAUAGUGGUACAGCUUUGUGAUCAGUUUGGAAACCCCUCGAAAUUGGCCGACGUCAGAGUACAACUAACUAAAGAGGGUAAAAUAAAGCUGUAUCCCCCACCAACUCCUCUGAAGACCAAUGCACAGGGACAAGUGGACUUUGGGGUAUUGACUGUAUCAGGACCAAGAGGCAACUAUGAACUCCAGCCAAAAGCAUUCCAUGGCAAAGCAGAUCCUAUUCUUGGUCCUAAAAUCUCCAUUCAGCUUCAGCCGAAUCUGAUGAAGCCCACUUCUCUAUCAGUAGAGUAUGAUAAGAAGGCAAACUUUGUGGUGGGAGAAAAACUACCAGAGUUUACAGUUAAAGUCCUGACAGAGGAUGAUCAGCCCAUGGCCAGUGCUAAAGUGUCCAGUCUGUCCCUCAAGCUGUGGAAGAUGGACGCCAAUGUAGCCAGUGGUCCGCCUUCACGGGCAGUAUCCCAUAGUCCUGAGGCAGUGAAGGGAAGCCCAGGUGUGUUUCUCUUUAAGGAGAGGAAAACCCCCGAGAGUGCUGCUGUACACCAGAUCAUGAUCACAUACUAUGAUGGCCAGUACGAGCUGUUCAGCAAUGUGAUGACAGUUCACAUCAAACCAGCCCCUCCCAUGCAGUUAUUACCAGUAGACAACCCGGGCACUCCCACAGUGUCUAACACCAAGGCAACCACGGCCAGAUGUGUGGUCCGUCAUCUUAGACUAGAACUCAGGGAUCAGCAUGGUAAUGCAUCUGGUACAGGAUACAAUGGGAAAGUGAAAAUAGAGAUUUGUGGACCAGAGGAUGUGACAGAGAUCCCAUGCUUCGUUGGUGGCAGCAGAACUCUUGAAAUACCCUUAAACAAUGGAGCUUGUGCCCUCAAUAACCUGACUAUACAGGAGAAUGCCCCAGGCCAGGACGGACAGGAGUACCUGCUUCGCUGUAAUGUCGUGUGUUCUCUGAUUCCUAGGAAUAAAUCCAUACCACCACUGGAGAUACCUUUCCUCUUUUACAAUGAUGUGAAGAAGCAGAGUCAGAUGUCCCAGCUGUCCAAACAGAGAGAUAACCUUCAGAAAGUGAUCAACACUUACCGCUCACUGUUCGACACAACAGAAUUGCUUACCAAGGAGCUACAAACAUCUGUCAGAGAGGCAAUUCAGGAGGAAAACAAAAUCAGAGAAGAGCUUCAGAAACUGAAAGUCAAUCUGAGUCAAUCAUUAACUAUGCCAAAUAUCGAAAAACAGAUAGAGUCUAAAAAGUUAGAGAAGGAAAAGUACUUGCGAACAAACAGGCGAACCUGUGGACUACAACAGCUACCUGGAAAUCCAGACAUUGUAGGAAAGAUUGGACAUUUGGCGGAGAUAGAAGAUCCUGAUAUAGCCAGAGUGUUGUCAUGGCACAUGUCAUCUGACAUAGACUGUGUGGUCACCAAGACAACCAAAAUGGCCAAGGAGGUGUACAAGCAAACCAAUGGAAAACAACAAGUCCUGCCUAUUGACUCUAUCUUCAAGAAAAGCUUACCAGACUGGAAUAAACCUCUUCCUCACAUUCGAUACAGAUCAGGUUGGAAGCCUCCUGGUAACCCAGCUUAUGCUAGAGGUUUUCUACAGUUCCCUGGUCAUAAAGAGGAAUGUCAAAUAGUCUUUGGUAUGUUAUUGGGGGAUACCCUAAUUCUGGAUGAUCUGAAUUCUGCCAAUUCUUAUCGACAGGAGAUUGUGAAAUUCACGCAUUGUCCAACAAUUCUUACCAGAGAAGGGGAUCGAAUAAGGAGCAAUGGCAAGUUUGGAGGUUUGAUGAAUAAAGCGGUUCCUUUUGAGAAGCUGAAGGGGGCAGUGUUUGGAGAACCACUUCCUCGUCAGUACAAAGAGGCCGAGGCAGUUCUUGAAACCCUCCAGAGACUGAAAGUGGCAAUGCAAAAGACAGAGAAAGCCAAAGAAGAACUGAAAGAGCAGUCCAGCUACAUAGAACUUCCCGAGAUGAAGAUCAAAAAGAAGGAAUGCCAGGAGGCAGAGAAACAACUGAAGGAAAUAGAACAGAAAUUAGGUAUGACAUCCACACCCCCCAGAUCUCGCACCCCACAAGUCACCCCACCUGUGUCUGAGGCUGCCACGCCCAGUAAACGGUCCCGCCUCACCAAUCGUACCCCUGUCAACGGUACAGAGACCGCCCCCUCCCCUAGUCCCCAGUUCACCCCCACCAGACAGAGUAAAAGACUAGCCUCCAUCACCCCAACAUCUGAGGACAGUAGAAAGAAGCUACGAAGAACGUGAACAUGGUAUAUACAUGUAUAUUGGACAGUGUUCAGAAAUCAUGUUUGACAGUUGUAAAGGGCAUUGAUCCAAGACAGAGAAAUUUACAAAAUGGCAGCUGAAAAUAAUCAUAGGAAUGAUUAACAAUUUAUUGCAUUAAUACAAAUAUGUUGAACUACUUUUGACUGUACUGUAGGAAAAGCACCAGUAACAUGGUAGGGGGUUGUACAUUGUAGCAUUGGUAUUUGGGAUUGUAAUUUGUUAAUCAUUUUAAACAGAUUAGUGAUGAUAUCAGAAUAGAAGAUGUAUAUGUAUAUCAAAAUGGGGGUUCAUCUUGAGACCUAGAUGUAUUUUUCAGUAUUAUUGUACAAAGAUUGAGGUUUUAAAUACUGCUGUAAUGUUUAUAAUCUUGAUAUUCUGGGUUUUUUUUUCGAGUUGAUAGACCUAAAUUUCAAUUUGCUUUCUUCCAGUUGAAAUCAAAUGGGUCUGAAUCAAAAUACUUUGCUUUUUAGGAUGAACAAAUAGAUUUUU